AUGGGACGCUCGUUACUUACAUGCGGAUAUGUGAUACCUUUCAAACCAAGUGGUCGCAUCUACUUGAUGACUGAGAAAGUUGAUCGACAAAUGAAUGAAUGGCUGCGGAAUCAUCACAUCAUUGCCUACCCGGCUGUAGUAGCCUCAGAAGACCAGGCCGAGGGAGCCGCUGCUUUAUUGCAGGCAACUGGUGUAGGAAAGCUCCGACCAAACAUCCUCAUGCUUGGCUUUAAAACUAAUUGGGAGCAAAGUCCAACCACUGAUAUGCAUGCAAUCAAUACUUUUUAUGAAAUAAUUUUAAAUGCUUUCGAGAAAAAUGUGGGAGUUGCAAUAUUCCGUAACUCCAACGUCGGAUUUGAUUUGACAAAACGACUCACUGGAAAGGAAACUAUUGAAAAUGAAGCCGAUGACAAUGGCAUCGAUCUAGAUCCCUAUCAACAGAAUGCAACUCAAACAAGUCAAAAUUCUUCCGUGAAAGAAUCCAAAGUGGGGAACCUCUUGCGAGAAGUGAGCUCGUUUGUGCGAAUGAACCAUACUCACAAAACAGAGGCUCCAAACGCAAAUAGCGAGAACAAUCAAUCAACAAAUCGAUUCCAGUUGGUAUCAAAACACAGCAUAAAAGACGUCCGUGAAGUUGAACUAUUACAACAGCUGCAACGAUUUCGAACAAAAGUACCUAAGGGUUCCAUAGAUAUAUGGUGGUUGAAGGACGAUGGUGGUUUGACCUUACUGCUGCCCUACCUACUUCAACUACCCGGAGCGUAUCUUGAGGGCGCUCACCUACGCGUUUUCGUUCCUGCAGGAAAACGAGAUAGUGUCAAUGAUGAUCAAAGGCAAAUGGCUACUCUGAUGCAAAAAUUCAGGAUAGCUGCAAGUGACGUGCAUGUAAUCAACACAUUUGCACGGCCGCCGAGCAAAGAAACAAUGGAAGAAUUUAAUCGAUACGUUAACAUCUUCAAAGAGGAUUACAAUGGACAAAAAGGACUAAUCACUGAGGACGAACUGCAGAAUUUCCGAAGCAAAACCAAUCGCUACCUCAGGAAAGCAGAGUUACUUCGAGAAAAUAGUCAAGGAGCAGAUCUUGUCAUAGUGACCCUCCCCAUUCCUCGACGAACAGAUAUGUCGUCAGCUUUGUACAUGUCAUGGUUGGAAGUGAUAAGUCGAAACAUGCCGCCGACACUAUUUGUACGCGGAAACCGUACAUCAGUGUUAAGCUAUUUCGAUUAA
Messenger RNA from Cylicocyclus nassatus, 1227 nucleotides. NCBI's taxonomy places the organism in Eukaryota, Metazoa, Nematoda, Chromadorea, Rhabditida, Strongylidae. The record is from the annotation of a GenBank genome assembly.